AUGGUUCCAAAAAGUCUCUUACAGAGUUUAAGGGUCUGCCUUACAACUUUUUACUUGCUUCUGAUACUGAUCACUAUUCCCAUAUCGUUUCAAGUUGGGGGGCUUUACUGUGGGCUUUCUUUCACGGUCACGUUAUUUAAUCUUUACUUUGCAACGACGACAUGCAAAAUUCUGGCUAGGGGAACCAGGUUUUCGCGCAUCACCAGUGUUGGAUAUUAUAUGCAGCACUUUUUCAUUCCAUCCCUUCUCUUUCUGUUUCUUUCCGGUUUUUCCAAUGAAGAGCUCAAACGUCAGAUCCACACAAAUACUGGUCCCGAUGAGUCGUUAGUGCACUUGUUAAGAAGGGCUACGCAAAGCCAAACUUGGGUGUUCUAUUACUACUAUUACCGGUACGUUGUCAGACCGUGGCAAUUUACACUUCUGCGGUCAACUCCUUACUUUACUCUUUUAGAAGGGUUUUUUGCAGUGCUGGGUAUUCAAGCUAUAGGCGAAACAAACAGAUGGCUUUCUUACAAAAAGAAUUCAAACAUGUGGAUAAUUGCCAGUUUGAUGGUAUCUGGAGGAAUUAUUACAGGCUCUCUUUAUUACUUACACCGAAUCUACGUUACUCCCAUUUGGGAAUUGUCCGUGCAGGCGGCAUCUUUGCUCGGUUUCACAUUCUCACUCGUAUGUGGUCUAGGAUUAUAUGGCAUAAUAUCUGGCCGUGGCUCUACGAUCGAAUCAUCAUUAUUCUUUGCUUACAUUGUUCGCUGCAUAUAUGAGAUCUCACCGAAAUUAGCCACCAGUGCUAUGGACGAGAUCUUUAUGCUGGUCAAAGAUACAUGGCAAUCUCAUCAACAUAGUUUACGCCCUACUGACAAUCUUCUAUCUUAUUAUCACAAUGUUGUACUAAGAAACGGUGAAAUGAUUUGGGAUGCUAUCGUUCAGAGAACAAACGUGAACGUCUCGCCCUCUUCGUCGCGUGUGCAGCUGGUAUGGCUGCGAUUGCAGCCUCUGUGGAAGUUCGUGAUGAAUUUUACCUCUGGUGUUCCAAGCUCCAUUAACGAGAUUUUCCGGCUAACGCUCAGCAUGGCUACCGAGGCUGUCACACCGGCCGUGGUGACGAACUUAUGCUUUAGAAUCUUGAUUUUCUACUCUGCCACAAGAAUCAUACCUGCUCUCCAAAAAACAAAUAGGCGUCGCUAUCGCAGGUUCAUGCGCAUGCUAUACUGGUACAGCCCUUGUAUUGUCAUCGCCAUGUACACGCAUCUCAUUUUGCAAUACUCGGGAGAGAUCAAUAAUGAUCUCUGCCUGUGGGGCUGUUUUCCCUGGUCGAAUCCCGAUGAAAACAAAGUCAUCGUGGACUCGUGGGGGUUCUGGAACUGGUGCAACAUAUUUUGCACCAUGGCCAUCUACGCUUCUGAGCUGAUCGGAAGCAAGAGCACAUAA
This is a messenger RNA of Lachancea fermentati, 1428 nucleotides long. NCBI's taxonomy places the organism in Eukaryota, Fungi, Ascomycota, Saccharomycetes, Saccharomycetales, Saccharomycetaceae. The record is from the annotation of a GenBank genome assembly.